Messenger RNA from Glossina fuscipes, 2652 nucleotides. RefSeq names its product acetylcholine receptor subunit alpha-like (gene nAChRalpha4). Gene Ontology annotation, cellular component: neuron projection; synapse; postsynaptic membrane. The transcript is spliced from 11 exons. The record is from RefSeq and is a predicted model, not a curated record. Lineage: Eukaryota; Metazoa; Arthropoda; Insecta; Diptera; Glossinidae. Gene Ontology annotation, molecular function: acetylcholine-gated monoatomic cation-selective channel activity; transmembrane signaling receptor activity. Bases 226 to 1776 code for a protein of 516 amino acids. Gene Ontology annotation, biological process: nervous system process; signal transduction; regulation of membrane potential.
CAAAAAUCCUCAGAUGCGCUGAAAUAAUUGAAGUGAAACUACGAUGAAAAGUAUAGCUGUUAAAAAUAUUAAAUCUGAAAAUGUAUUACGUACAAAAGGAUAUUGUUAAUAAUUAUUCACGAAGAUAAAAGUAAAAACUUAUAUAAAUAUAUAGUAAUCAAUGUGUGCAAUAAAUAUAAACUGGAUUACGUCACUGAUAUUAAGAACGCUAAGUAAUAAAGUAAAAUGAAACCUACUGCUGCAGAGACGUUGCGGGCAUGGCUAUUGUCUGCAUUGAUGGUGCAUGGUGCUGUAGCUGGAAACCCAGAUGCCAAAAGGCUUUACGAUGAUUUACUAAGCAAUUAUAACAAACUUGUGCGUCCAGUGGUCAAUACUACAGACGUUCUUAAAGUGUGCAUAAAACUAAAAUUAUCACAGCUUAUUGACGUGAAUCUCAAAAAUCAAAUAAUGACAACUAAUCUUUGGGUUGAGCAGUCGUGGUACGAUUAUAAGUUACGUUGGGAGCCGAAAGAAUAUGGUGGUGUGCAUAUGUUGCACGUACCAUCCGAUCAUAUUUGGCGUCCUGACAUUGUUCUAUAUAACAAUGCUGACGGGCAUUAUGAAGUUACUCUUAUGACAAAAGCCACAGUCCAUAAUAAUGGAUUGGUUAUAUGGCAACCACCUGCCGUUUAUAAGUCGUCAUGUUCAAUUGAUGUUGAAUACUUUCCGUAUGACGUUCAGACGUGCAUCUUAAAAUUAGGCAGUUGGACGUACGACGGCUUUAAGGUCGACUUGAGGCAUAUGGAUGAACAACAAGGUAGCAAUAUAGUUGAUGUUGGUGUAGAUCUUUCCGAGUUCUACAUGUCUGUUGAAUGGGACAUACUGGAGGUGCCGGCUGUCAGAAAUGAAAAGUUCUACACUUGCUGCGAUGAGCCCUAUUUAGAUAUUACGUUUAAUAUAACAAUGCGCCGUAAAACUUUAUUCUAUACGGUCAACAUUAUAAUUCCAUGUAUGGGAAUUUCUUUUCUAACAGUGUUAACGUUUUAUUUGCCAUCAGAUAGCGGUGAAAAGGUUACGCUAUCGAUUUCGAUUCUCAUUAGUCUCCAUGUGUUUUUUCUAUUAGUGGUUGAAAUUAUACCGCCCACAUCGCUAGUCGUGCCAUUACUGGGGAAAUAUUUGAUAUUCGCAAUGAUUCUCGUUUCCAUAAGUAUAUGCGUAACUGUUGUCGUAUUAAAUGUGCAUUUUCGUUCGCCGCAAACUCAUCGAAUGGCUCCCUGGGUAAAAAAUGUUUUUAUAGACUACCUGCCAAAAUUUUUAUUUAUAAGAAGACCCAAGUACAACUUCGAAACUAGCUUAUCCGGAACAGGGCCCUUUGGUGGAAGCUGUCAAAUACAUGGGCCCAUACCACCGCUUACGCAAUCCGAAUCAGAUGAAUUAACGGUUGUUCCUGACAUCGAUGCGGGCUUGUCCGGAAUUAAAAGCCCGAUUUUGAGUAAUCCGGUAUUUUCACACACAAAAUGCCCACCAAGAUUACACCGCACUUGUUUUUGCGCACAGUUUAUUGCUGAGCAUACUAAAAUGCAAGAAGACUCCACCAAAGUUAAAGAGGAUUGGAAAUACGUAGCAAUGGUUUUGGAUCGUCUUUUUCUUUGGAUUUUUACUCUAGCUGUCUUAGCUGGUACUGCAGGUAUCAUUCUGCAAGCGCCAACUCUAUAUGAUGAUCGCAUUCCAAUUAUUGAGCAAAAGGAUAUAGAUUUUUCAGGAACAUCGGCGGGACGAUGCCGGCCACCGCAAUAGCAGUUCACUGACAUAUCAAAAUUUCCAAUCCUAAUUUAGUUUCCCAUAAAUAUUUUUUUUUAACGCAUACAAGAGAAACAUUAGAAAAAUAAUUUCGUUUUGUGUUCGUUUUUGUCUUUGCAACAUCUCAAAAUGUAAUCCAGAUUUCGUCAUCAGCCUAAGAUCCCGAGCCAAUUAAGUUGUACCCACUCUUUUACGUGUUUGUUCGAAUUUCACAUUAGCCAUCCAUGUUAUAUGUUAUUCUUUGUAUCCAGCAUUGAAUUGCUAAUGUUUGCGAAUCAUUGAAAUAUGUAUCAGAGACUGUUUGAAAAAUAUAUAUGUUUUUAAUCAGAUUUGGUUUUGACAAUGGUAUUCCCAAUUACGAAAAAUGGGCCUUUUUCCCAAGUUAUCCCUCAAAGUUGAGCAAAUUUCAUUUUAGAGAUAGUCGGGUAAAGGCUUUGCACAAUCCGUAUAUGAGUUAAAGAAUCGAUUGUCUUGAAAGUAGCUUGUGUUCGAGACUACGUCGUUUAAUGUAUUCUCGGCUUUAGUUGGUGCAGCUUCACAGAGCUCUCUUAUCUAUCACUUUCUUUGGUUUAUACGAUCCUGCCACAAUCACUUUUUUACAUUUGCCGCUUUCUAAGCGCAAACGUUUUAGCUGUUGGUACAAUUAAGGCAUUGUCUCUUUAAAGACUAUAGAAAUUAGCAACGUUUAACCGCUCAUCAUUAAUUCCAUUUUAAAAUACACAUACGUGUCCCGAUGUCCUAAUAAAAAAUGCUACCAAUCAAGAAAAUUGAUUUUCGAGAUGGCGGAAUUGCUUCGCAGGCACAUGACGAGAGAGCGUGUAUGUAUAUCUAAUGCAAUAUUAUUAUAUGUUUCAAGGAGGAAUACAUUGUGAA